This is a messenger RNA of Didymodactylos carnosus, 254 nucleotides long. NCBI's taxonomy places the organism in Eukaryota, Metazoa, Rotifera, Eurotatoria, Philodinida, Philodinidae. The record is from the annotation of a GenBank genome assembly.
AUCGUUACACGGCUCCUGAUUUAUUAGAUUUGAAUAAAUGUGGUUUUGAAGACUUACGGUCAAUUGAUUCAACUCUGUUACCAACAAUAACGUUCAUCCAAGCAUGUAAGGAAUACGUUGGUACAAGCCUGAUUGUUGCAGAAGCAUGUCAUUGUAAUGGCAAAUGUGCUACUAAAUCUUGUCCACGUCGAUCAAAAAAUGUCAAAUGCGGAACAAAAUGUCAUCCUAAGAAGAAAGCUUGUUCAAAUGUUUAA